CGGCCCCCUUCUCCGGCCCGGGCCGCCGGAGAGUCAGUUUGCUGCUGCCCGCGGUCCCCAGCCUCGACUCGCGGGAUGGCGCACGCGGCCCCGCCGGGCGCGCUGGAGCAGAGCGGCCCCAUCCGCGUGGAGCACGACCGCCAACGCCGCCAGUUCUCCGUGCGCCUCAACGGAUGUCAUGACCGGGCUGUCUUGCUGUACGAGUAUGUGGGCAAGCGGAUCGUGGACCUGCAGCACACAGAGGUCCCAGAUGCUUACCGUGGGCGUGGCAUUGCCAAGCACCUGGCCAAGGCCGCCCUGGACUUCGUGGUGGAGGAAGACCUAAAGGCCCACCUCACCUGCUGGUACAUCCAGAAGUACGUCAAGGAGAACCCCCUGCCACAGUACCUGGAGCGCCUACAGCCGUGACCCUGGCCACUGCGUGCAGGAGUGCACCCUGUGGGCCUUCUACGUGGGCCUCAGCCAGCUCAUGUGCUCUCAGGAACCUGUUCCCAUCGGGACAGGCUCAGAGUUAUUUUUGCAAGGACACUCAUCUGCAGCCCUCAUCCAGGAUUCUGGGGACCAGCUGCUGCCUGAGGAUGUGUGGAAAUCCAGAGUGGGAUGAAGGGCAGGCUAAGUGGCCAAGAGCCCCUUCUCCCAGAGUUCCUCUGGAUUUGCUGAGGUCCUCCUUCCACCAGCUGCACCUCCCAUCUGGCCCGGCUACUAGGUCCCUGCUCUGAUCAGCAAGAAGGUGAGGUAGAGACCCUGCCACCUCCUGAAGUUGUGUCCUUCCUGCAAAUGAGAGUGUUCCUGGAGCCAAGAAGAACAACAGGAACCCUAUGUGCCAGCUUCCCAAGGUGGAGGUGCCAAGCCUUAGCCACUGCCAGUGCUAACCCUUUCUCUUUCUCAGACUUCUGUGCCCUGGCACAGGCAGUGGAAUGGCAGCGAAGGGCAGCCAUUCCUGGCAUGUAAGAAAGCAGUGGCUACAGCUCUGGCCCGGGCCCGUCUGUGGGCAUGCACACCAACACAUGAGCACAGGAGACAGGCCAAGUGACAGUCAAUGUCUUCCUCUCCUUGGUACCCACACUUUUUGGUUCUCGUGUGCAAGAAAACAAGGUCCCUACUGGCUGUCUGCCUUCCCAUGGAUUCAGCUCAGCAGCUUGGUGGUGCUCUGCCCUCAGCCUGCUCUGGCCUUUGGCUGCUGUACUUGCCAGGCCUUUCUUGAGGGUCACUUUGGAGACAGGUGAGACAGUGGCACACAAAAUCCAUUUUGUAUCCUCUCUUGUACUCCUGACCAUCUCGCCACUGCUGCUUAGGCCACACCAUACAUCUGUGCACAAACACCUUCCCACUCUGCAGGAGUACCGGAAUCUACCAGGAGGCUGUGCAUCCUGGCUGGGGAGUCCUUAAGUGCAGCACCCUUGAGCCUCACCACUGCAGUCACGGGCAUGGAUCCUUACAGUCCCCACCCUCAGCAUCUCCCUACCUCUUGCAUCCCUGGCUCUUACCCUGUUCUUGAUGCUCCUUUUCCAGUCUCCUAAAAUUCCAGGAUAACCCAGCAUACCCCUCCUGCCCCCUUCCCUCACUACCCCAUUUGUCUGCUAGGGCCUCUUUUCAGGGUCCAGAGAAACCGCUGGGCCUCUAGGAAGACGUUGCUGACAAUUUUCUGCCAGCUGUGGUGGCAGUGGGUCCCCAACACAGUACUUGAAUGAGGGUCCCGAGUAUGUGGACCCAAGAAGAGUGGCUGGGCUUCCUCGGUGGGCUUGUUCAAGUUCCUGCAGCGUGGUCUCAGCGUCCUCACUGCCUUGGCAGCCUUAAAGUCACACUGGCCACGCCCCGGAAGCUUACAGUCUUGCAGUGUAGCAAUAACCAUAUCUCUGCCUCUUCCUCCUGGCCAAUAUGCCCACCUGGGCCACUCUGGUGCUAUCCCAUCUGCCUUUUCCCCACCCCCAAACCCUGCUCCACAUCCCAGAUCGCUCCAGGAGCCCAUAGGCAGGCACUGGUCACUCUAGGCUUCAUGUUCUUCAGUACGUCUGUGCUGUGGUCAGAUUUCCCCCUGGGGUUUCUUUUCCUUGCCCAGUCUCUACACAGGCAGUAACUCAUGUGCCUUUCCUACUCUGAACCUGCCACCAGUAGUAUCUGGGCCAAGGCUGGUCUUGGGACCUGCAGCCCCCUCACUUUUCUGACUUUUGAACACAUCACAUGAUCCUGUUGGUGAGUGACAAACUACUAAGGCACAGUGAGGUCAGGGAGCCCCAGAGUGAAGGGCUGGGGAAGACAGGUUGUGUAGGAGGGGCCUUCCCUGGUGUCCAGCCUAUUUCUUGGUCCUCAGCAUUACUGCACAGUGGCACCGCUCCUGUUCAGGGGGAGCCUGUGCUCUGAGGCCGUCGUGUCCUGACAGGUCUCCCAGCACAAUAGUAGCAAUUACCGGGAUCCCAGCCCAGGUCUGGACACCUUCGUCAUCUGCAUCCCUACUCGACAUUACCUGAACCCCAUCGUUUUCCUCGUAGGGGCCACAACUCACUGUUGGGCAACAGCUUUACAGGGGUUCCUAGAAGAGGUUAUGGCGCCACACUGGCCUCUGACACGGGCUGCUCCUCGCUCUGGAGCCGGUCAUUUGGGGAUCCCUGACUGAAAAUUGGCAAACACAGGAGCAGUGCACGUUUUCCAAAACAAGGGCACAGGAAACCUGCUCAUGCCAGCUCUUACACGAGACCGCCCACAAGAGCCUGGGUAGCGGCCAUCCUGAGUGCAGGCGAAGCAGUUGCAGACCCUUGUGGUCUAUCCCCCUUUAAUUCUCAUGGAAAUCCCAGGAGACGUCAGUUACGGGCCUGUGCGCAGGGACCAGGUCAGCCACCAGCCUGCAACCCACACAGCCAGACCGUCCAGGAGCCAAAACAAGUCCCUGCCCUGUGGUCAGAGGUCUGCUUUGGAUGACAAGUGACGUCAGUAAUAGAUAAACUUCCUAGCCAUUCCCUUAUUCCCUUGAAGGGCUGAUCUAAGGCUCUCUUAAAUUACAAGGUACAUGGCCAGCUUCUAGCAGUCCAGCUUGUGAACGGGAACACCCCCUUGGAGCACCUGGCCACUCACCUGUUAUUCCUCAGAUCAGGACUUGGGCUGGUUCGAGUCCUCCCACACGUCCUUUUACUAGUCUCAGGGUCCUGCUUCCAGCUCAGUGCCCUAAGUUUCAUAUAGGAGAUCCUGUGAGGCUGUGAAUUGAGCCUUUAGCUGCGGCCGCCAGGAUCACAUUUAGGGGUUUCAGCUGUGUCCUAUGGCUUCAAGAUUAAUAUUAAAGAUGCUUUUCUGGUUAUCAA
Messenger RNA from Psammomys obesus (fat sand rat), 3293 nucleotides. It is a transcript of the gene Natd1, whose product is annotated as N-acetyltransferase domain containing 1. Bases 76 to 408 code for a protein of 110 amino acids. The transcript has 3 exons. The record is from RefSeq and is a predicted model, not a curated record. NCBI's taxonomy places the organism in Eukaryota, Metazoa, Chordata, Mammalia, Rodentia, Muridae.